Molecule: messenger RNA, 1427 nt
Organism: Nerophis lumbriciformis (worm pipefish)
Lineage: Eukaryota; Metazoa; Chordata; Actinopteri; Syngnathiformes; Syngnathidae
Gene: arl8
Product: ADP-ribosylation factor-like 8
Molecular function (GO): GTPase activity; GTP binding
Source: RefSeq, a predicted model, not a curated record
UUUAAAGAAAAACAAUGGCCACGUCGUUGCGUGAUGACGUCAGCAGGGAGUCAUUAACAUGGCGUCUUUUCUCCUGAGUUAGCGGCGGACGGCAGACGCUCAGCGAAGCGGCGCACAGACGGCGACGAAUAACUGAUUUUUGACUAACAACAACCUCCUAACGUCCACGUUUGCUUCCGCCGACUUGUUCGUCGCGACUGGGACACCAUAGGCGACUCUUGGCCGCAUGGAGUUAGUGUUGGAAAAGUCGCUGAGGCGUUUUGUGGACAAGAGAGCUGCUAGCUAAUGUUAGCUGGCUGCAGCUGUGGACUCCCAAGGGCUCAAGCUCACUAUUGUGGUCCACUCGCGGAGGAAACAACUUCACCCUUUUUUUUUAACAAUGGGCCUCAUAUUCGCCAAACUAUGGAGCUUCUUCUGUAACCAAGAGCACAAGGUGAUCAUCGUUGGCCUUGACAACGCUGGGAAGACGACAAUCCUCUACCAGUUUCUCAUGAACGAGGUGGUCCACACGUCUCCAACCAUCGGGAGCAACGUAGAGGAGAUUGUGGUGAAGAACACUCACUUCCUCAUGUGGGACAUUGGAGGCCAGGAGUCACUCAGGUCCUCGUGGAACACAUACUACUCCAACACAGAGUUUGUCAUCCUGGUGGUGGACAGCACAGACCGGGAGCGUCUGGCCAUCUCCAAAGAGGAACUCUACAGGAUGUUGGCUCAUGAGGACCUGAGGAAAGCAGCUGUGUUGAUAUUCGCCAAUAAGCAGGACAUGAAGGACUGCAUGUCAGCAGCGGAGAUCUCCAAGUACUUGACGCUGAGCUCCAUCAAAGACCACCCCUGGCACAUCCAGUCCUGCUGCGCACUGACAGGAGAAGGACUUUGUCAGGGUUUGGAGUGGAUGACAUCCCGAGCCGGACUGAGAUAGCCCACCCCAGUCUUCAAAGACGUGAGCCUGCCCCACACAUUUGUUUCAGACAGCAGCGUGGACCAUUUGCUGCUCGUCUGGGAAACUUCACACAAAAACCAUCAGGAGCAAAGGACAAGGAUUUAAGAUUAUAACACACCUGCACCACACUUUGUUUUUUCAAACGUUCAGGGUCAAACAAAAAGGGACGUUGCUAAUAUGUCAAGACAAAGAUCAUCAUUGCACACUACUUCACCCCAAAUGAACUGGCAUCUUUUUAUUUUUUUUCUCUUGAAUCGGUCAAACCAGCCUUCAUCGGCGGAUGGAUCAUUUUUAAUGACAGUAUUUGAAAAUGUAUUUAGCUAGUUGUUUUUUAAAGAGAAAUGGUGCUCUUGCAUGCGUGCAUUAUUCCCACUUUUCUAGCAAGGUCAGGAAGUGACGUCAGUAUUUGAGCCACAGGUGAAGAUCAGCCUUAACCACCUUUUGACGUGUUACAUGUUUGAUUUCAUUAAACCUUCUUGAGCCGUGA